AUGAAGCCUGCCUUGAAUUUGCUUAAGCGGUCUGCCUGGAAGGGUCCUCACGUGGUUCCGUUACCUAUAGCCCACGCCCGUAAGACCGGAUCUCCAAUAAGAACCAACGCCAGAGCAUGUACAAUUUUACCACAAUUUGUUGGCUUGAAGUUUCAAAUUCAUAACGGGAAGGAAUAUGUCGAAGUAGACAUUACCGAUGAAAUGGUGGGGUUCAAAUUGGGCGAAUUUGCCGCCACCAGAAAGAGAUUCACCUACAAGUUUUCCAAGAACUAG
Molecule: messenger RNA, 273 nt
Organism: [Candida] anglica
Lineage: Eukaryota; Fungi; Ascomycota; Pichiomycetes; Serinales; Debaryomycetaceae
Source: the annotation of a GenBank genome assembly